AUGAGUAAAACUAUCGCCGAUGAUUCCGAUUUAGUUUUAUCCUGUACGCUUUGUUCAGAAAAGAUAAGGAUAACAGACUUAGAAAGCCAUUCGAAAACAUGUAAUUCGCAUAUCGCCUCUGCAUCGGUGUCUGUUCCAACAUCACCUAAAUCUGUCCACAAAGAAGCAAUACAUACUCUCAUCAUUAAUGUAACCUGCAUCGAUGAAGAUCAAGAAUCACCAUUUAAAAUAAUAACUAAGACCAAUCUGACAAUCUUUGAUAAAAGUUUGAUUGAGGUCAAUCGUAGUAAACAAGAUUUAAUUUGGCUAAGAGAAGCCUUACAGAUGGUCAAUCCGGAAAGGAUUGUUCCACCAUUACGAGAUGCUUCAGGCAAAUCAAAAAUAGAAACUGUACAAGAAAUGCAGCGAUUUCUAUCACGGAUUAGUAGGCACAAGAUUCUUCGAAAACACCCAUAUUUUAAAGUAUUUAUUACUGGCUCCAACGAGGAGCUAAAAUCGAUUCAAAACGAUUACAGUCAGUUAGAAAAUCCAUAUGAAACGAUCCAUCAUAAACCUAUUCGGAUGGAGAAAGACGAAAAUUCAACGCUUCGUAAGGCACAGGAUUACAUGAAUACUUUAAUUGCCAAUUUAACUAUGUUGCAGAACAACAUAGAAGAAAUGGAUAAGAGCAAAAUAUCAGAUACCGUUUUCCAUGCAAUAGAAGGUAUUGGUCAUUCUGAACCAAGUGAUACAUUUCUCCAGGAAAUUUGCUCUCAGCUUUGUCGAAUGCAAGAUGAAGCCGAUAAGAAUAAAAAUUUAAUCAAUGAUCAAUCCUUAAUUUUGGAUAUAUUGAGUUUGAUUGCCUAUGUUCAAAGUGCAAAGACGUACCUUGAUCGAAUUGAACGCGCUAUCGACAAUUUCCUAUUCUGGGAAGAAGAAGCUAGGCAGUAUGAGAAUGCCAAUAGCCAACAACCGGAUGGAAAGGUCGUUCUAUGUAGCAAUGAAGAUUUAGACAAUCCUUUUAGCGAAAGCCGCAAUGAGGUUCUAUCGAAGCAGAAUGCAUCUAAAGCUCAUCUAGAAGUCAUGUGCUUAGAUAUGUCGAAUGAGAUUGAGCAAUUUGACUAUCAAAAAGAAUUGGAAAUGCAACAAAUAUUGCUGGAAUAUUCAGAAAGAAGAUGUAAAGUUUAUGAACAGUAUCAUAGCAAAUGGGCUGCCAUGAAAUAUACCUUAGAGAUACCAAUUGAUCGCCGUAAAAGAGCUAUCGUGGUGGACAAUAUGGAAUAG
This is a messenger RNA of Trichoplax adhaerens, 1263 nucleotides long. RefSeq lists its product as uncharacterized. NCBI's taxonomy places the organism in Eukaryota, Metazoa, Placozoa, Uniplacotomia, Trichoplacea, Trichoplacidae. Bases 1 to 1263 code for a protein of 420 amino acids. The transcript is spliced from 17 exons. Gene Ontology annotation, molecular function: phosphatidylinositol binding. The record is from RefSeq and is a predicted model, not a curated record.